Molecule: messenger RNA, 942 nt
Organism: Boeremia exigua
Lineage: Eukaryota; Fungi; Ascomycota; Dothideomycetes; Pleosporales; Didymellaceae
Exons: 1
Coding region: 261-890 (209 amino acids)
Source: RefSeq, a predicted model, not a curated record
GUACGGGGCGGCUUCAAUUCAUAUACAAAAACGGAGAGAGCGGGACCCCAUGGCUAGGGCAAGGUCUGGAAGGCUUUCACGCAGCGGCAGUGAGCGCCAUCGCAACAAACUUUUCCAAUCCUGGUUGCACUAGGGAUCGAGCUGGCGGCUGCCGGCCAGGGUGAGCAUCAAGGAGGCCAUGUCGUGGAAAUGAACCUGCAGCCAGUGAGAGACGGCGUUGCGCACAAGACAUCGGCCGCUCACCUGUAAGAGGACGAACGAUGCUAGUCACUGAUCGGCGUGACAAAAGCUUGACUUGUUCAGCAAACCGCGGUGGCGCUGACGCCGUCGAGCGCCGCCGUUUCAACCACUCAGGAACCCGCAUACCCGUCAGGAACAGCCGCCAGGGGAUGAGGCCAACAACAACGAGCGACACACACGCGCACAUCCUCCAGAUUGAGCUGUUGAUCUUUAAAUGCGAAUACCAUUCUGGUUACUGCUCAGGGCCUUGCCCGUGGGAUUUGAGUACUCAACCCAUUCAGUCGAUCUCAGCCGCUCCAUGUUGCGCUAUCGAUCCACUGCAUGUCGUUCCACACAGGCGACAGGCAUGUUGUCCCUCUUUCGUUGCGUUUGCUCGACUGGGAUGUUGGUGCUGGCCGCGUUCGCUUGGCGACCCCCGCGACCUGUUCAUUUCCUUUGUGGGAUCGACUCGGGAAUUUAAUGAGCGCGAUUGUGCACCCCGGUGCAUCUCUAGCAGUUUCAUUGUGAAGCAGUCGUUUGUUGAAGGCAUCAAGUCAAGUUCAAAGAAGCUGAGGCGAGGCUGCGCAACGUGGCUGCUAUGUUCUCGCCCCUUGCAGCUAUAUGCACUGAAGAGGAAGGCGCACCGACGCCGAGGACCGUGGGACAUGUGAAUACGAGAUCUUACUGUGCACAGCUGGGGGAUGCCGCUCGUAGCUGAGCAUU